This is a messenger RNA of Protopolystoma xenopodis, 759 nucleotides long. The record is from the annotation of a GenBank genome assembly. NCBI's taxonomy places the organism in Eukaryota, Metazoa, Platyhelminthes, Monogenea, Polystomatidea, Polystomatidae.
AUGCAUGCACACAUACACGUACUGCUGGACAGGGUAGCGUGUGACGCAUAUGUGAGCUUGGGUGUGUCUGCAUAUGUAUGCGGGUGUCUACCCCUGCACCGUGGAAUACUAGCGCAUUCUGAGGAAGUCUACCUUUGCCCUGACACAACUGGACGCUUGUACCUUGCACCGGAUGGAGGUAGAAGCGUUGGUCCAGCUGCAAGUUCGCCUCGUGCCUUGCCUUCGGCUGGCCAAUGUGCCCGUCGUCUCUUACUCGGUGCUGGGCAAACCGACAUUAGAUCGGGCUACGGCAGCCAGGCCGGCAGGCAGUCAGGGAAGCACUCAUCUGUAGGCCUUAGCACCGGGAGAUCGGGCAAUCCAAGGGCAAGCAGUGAGUCGACCCGGCGGGUCCUCUUCUAUUCUGUUAACCCCUCGGCCUGUUUCCUCUUCCUCUGUGGACUCCUUUGGUCCAACCUCUUCGGGUGUUUGGACGGACUAGUUUCUUCAGCUGCCGUGUUUUGUGCCUCAGUCGGCUGCUCACGCAUCCGCUCUACUCAUUCUUCACCCCUUCUUUCUUUUUCCUCGUCCAGAAGCCACAAAAAGGCUCAUUUAUGUGGACGACUAGCUGAUGGUAUUGAGGAUGAUCUCUCAACCUGUUGUAGUAUCAAUGCUCGUUGGGGUCACUUUGCCGUGAAACGAGUGGAGCUGAUGUUGGGACGGAUGGUGAUGGUUGUGCUGUUGGUUGUGACAAAAGCAGAAGUGACGAUGCUGUCCACCUGA